Phaeodactylum tricornutum CCAP 1055/1 is the source of this 1194-nucleotide messenger RNA. RefSeq names its product nad-dependent epimerase/dehydratase. NCBI's taxonomy places the organism in Eukaryota, Bacillariophyta, Bacillariophyceae, Surirellales, Neidiaceae. The transcript has a single exon. The coding region runs from base 1 to 1194 and encodes 397 amino acids. The record is from RefSeq and is a predicted model, not a curated record.
AUGAAUAUUUCCAAGCAGCUUCCACAGGACAUCGACAUCCCUUCUUCCACUUCCGCAACCGACAGUGAGACGGAGUCAAUCUCGACGGGCUCUUACUCCUGGGAAACUACCGACAUUGUGGAACCCCACGUCGGAUACAAGAAGGUCUUGGUCACGGGAGGAGCCGGUUUUAUCGGCAGUCACGUUGCCGAUGUGCUGUUGGAGCGCGGUGAUGAUGUGGUUAUUAUCGACGAGAUGAACGACUAUUACAGCCUCGAUAUUAAACAAAGCAACUUGAAACUGUUACAGAGCAAGUACGGCAAUGAUCGUCUGAAAAUCUACUUUGGCGACGUUUGCGACGAAGAGUUGGUCACAAACAUUUUCGAAACCGAGCAUCCUACGUGGGUCUGCCACAUGGCGGCACGCGCUGGUGUCCGUCCGUCAAUUCAAGAUCCCUACGUCUACAUUCACUCCAAUAUCAAAGGAACAACGCGGCUGAUGGAGUUAUCGGCCAAAUAUGGCGUUCAGAACUUUGUCUUCGCCAGUUCAUCUUCUGUGUACGGAGGUUCCAAGUCAACCUUCUUUUCCGAAGACGAAGUGGUGGACAAUCCCGUUUCACCUUACGCCGCCAGUAAAAAAGCCUGCGAGCUGUUGGCGUACACGUACCAUCACUUGUACAAUCUCAACACGACUGGCUUGCGAUUCUUCACCGUCUAUGGCCCCCGCGGUCGACCGGACAUGGCGCCCUUCAAAUUUAUUGAUCGAGUCAGUCGUGGCGUUGAAAUUCAACAAUUUGGUGACGGUUCGUCUUCUCGUGACUACACUUACAUAUCCGAUAUUGUCGACGGCGUGGUACGGGCAAUCGACCGACCUUACCGGUAUCAAAUAUUCAAUCUUGGUAAAGGCAGCGGCACAUCUCUCCGGGAAUUUAUUGAUCUGGUGCAAAAGCACGUGGGCCAGAAAGCCAAGAUUAAGAUUCUCCCCGAUCAACCAGGUGACGUACCAUACACGUGUGCGGAUGUCAGCAAGGCAGCUCGGUUGCUUGGCUACGAGAGCGAAGUAUCUUUUGAGGAUGGUAUACGGCUUACGGCUGAGUGGUACAAGGAUGCGUACGCACACCGCCAGCUUCAGGUGUGUCCCGAAACGCAGGCCAACGGGUUGGGUCGGGCACCGAGUAUGGUGCAAUUGUUUGAAGGCGUCAGUGCUUCUACAUGA